AUGGAAGCAUCCAGACCUGAAUCAGUAGCCGAAAGUGUGAAAGACGAGCACGUGAAACCUGAAAACAUCGAGGAAAAGUCGACAGAACCAUCUAGACGAGAAUCCGUUGCGGAGAGUCUUAAGCCAGACAGCCUAAAGGAUGAUAAGUCCCAACCAGUCUCUCUGGAGCCAUCGCGACCACAUUCCGUGGCCGAAAGUGUGAAAGAUGAUUACGAAAAGCCUGAGAGUCCUAAGGAUCAAAAGUCUGCAGAGCCUUCGAGAAGGGAAUCAGUUGUGGAGAGCUCAAAACCUGAAAGCUUAAAAGAUGACAAGUCUUUACCUAUUUCCAAAGAAACAUCACGACCAGGCUCUGUAGUCGAAAGUGUGAAAGAUGAACAUGAGACACCGGAAAGUCUUAAGGACGAGAAGUCUAAAGAGCCGUCCAGAAAAGAAUCUCUAGCAGAUGGUACAAGGGCCGGUAUAGACAACAAGUCUCUACCUGUUUCAAAAGAACCAUCACGACGGGGCUCUGUGGUAGAAAGUGUGAAAGAUGACCACGAGAAGCCAGAAAGUGUUAAGGACGAAAAGUCUGGAGAGCCUUCCAGGAGAGAAUCAGUUGCAGAAAGCAUUAAGCCUGACAGUUUGGAAGAUGACAAGUCCCUUUCUGCCUCCAAAGAGCCAUCAAGACCUGACUCUGUCGCCGAAAGUGUGAAAGACGAGCAUGAGAAACCAGAAAGUGUUAAGGACGAAAAGUCUGGAGAGCCUUCGAGGCGAGAGUCCGUUGCAGAGAGUACUAAGCCCGAAAGUUUGAAAGACGACAAAUCGCUGCCUGUCUCCAAAGAACCGUCCCGCCCAGAUUCUGCUGUUGAAAGUGUGAAAGACGAGCAUGAGAAACCAGAAAGUGUUAAAGACGAUAAGUCUGCAGAGGCUUCCAGGAGAGAAUCCGUUGCAGAAAGCAUUAAGCCUGACAGCUUGAAGGAUGACAAGUCCCUUCCUGCCUCCAAAGAGCCAUCAAGACCUGACUCUGUCGCCGAAAGUGUGAAAGACGAGCAUGAGAAACCAGAAAGUGUUAAGGACGAAAAGUCUGGAGAGCCUUCGAGGCGAGAGUCCGUUGCAGAGAGUA
Molecule: messenger RNA, 1102 nt
Organism: Drosophila navojoa
Lineage: Eukaryota; Metazoa; Arthropoda; Insecta; Diptera; Drosophilidae
Product: microtubule-associated protein futsch-like
Source: RefSeq, a predicted model, not a curated record